GAAUUACCGACACACCUGGUAUAUGCUACACGCUCUUCGUUACUUUUAAUCUCGUUAAUGCAAUUAUACCGCACAUUUUACUUUGAUAUUCUUGAGAUUAUUAGCGAUAUUCCUGUGUCACGGUUUAGUUUCUUAUAGAUAUAGUAUACUUAGAUCGGGAGAUAAGAAAGAUAAUAGAGAUAAGAAAGCUCUGUGCAAAAGCGAUAAGAGAAUAAGAAAUUACACGAUUUUAGCUUACGAGUAUGUCGAUAUCCUACUUCAUGGUGAUCUACUCCACGCAAUAACGAUGCGAAAUGCGAUAGAAAUGAUUAUAGUGGCUCACGCGCGAGAUACGCUCGAAUUAUUAACGAUGCUUUAGCGGAAUGAUAAGAUCAAGAGCGAGUGAGUCUUCGUCUAAAAGUAGUGUGUGCGCGUUGAAUAUCCGACAACACGGUAAAGUGAUGAAGUCGCAGCUUCAUCUCUCACGGCGAGCGUAUUUUGUAAAAUAAAAAUUUUAACACGAUGGUUCGUUUACAGUUAUAAUUUUGAGAAACUCCUUGUGUAAUUUUGUUUCACGACAUUUCACGAGCUACCGUCUGGAGAACCAACUGUCACCUUUGAGAUCUAUUCGUUUCGCAUUUGUUCGCGUACGCGUUUUUAUACCCGACGUCUUUGAGGAAUUAUUUCAUGGAUUUCUCACAUCAAGAGAGUGCGGAUCUCGGCCUAGAGUCUUGAACAAUAAUGGAAGGCAACAAACAAUGGUCAGAGGGAAAUUACUUAGAAAUAAGACCGUCAAACUUGAAAUUGCUGAGUAUUGAGACAAAAUUACACGUAAUUACGCGUUGCAGCCGGUCACGUUGUUUAUUGCGUCGAACGUAGAUAUUCCCUCAAAUUAACGUCAUUAAUUCGCAUUGAGGACUGUACGUUCACUAUUUCCGCAUAAAAAUGCGAAAUAACAAGAAUUUGCAUACGUAAUGCGUAAUUACAUAAUGCGACAUGAAAGAAAGAAAGGAAGGGAACAUCGAUCCCUGCACGUAGUCGAGUUUUGGCAUCCGAAGAGAGAUGUUUCCCAUCGUAAUGUUCCAGGUAUGAGCUCGCGCUCACGACACGAAAGCGCGUUCCGUGAAAAAUUAAGAAAUAGAGAAAGAAAAGAAAAACUCGUUUUCAAGUAUAAUAUGCAUCGAGAGGCCCCGCGUGAUGAAAGAGAACGUGUACAUGUGAAAGUAACAUUUCAGUUGACGGUACUGAUCAACACGGACUGCACCAUAAACUUAGUCACAAAAGUGCUAUCGAUCGUUCUUCUCAUGUUCGUGUGCGUUUUAAAGUACAACAUAUUCUUCUUCAACGCCGAUAAAAUGAAGUUACUCAUGGACCUGAUGUGGUACCACUGGACCAUAAUACAGGAUAAACGGGAGAUCGCGAUACUGGAGAAGCACAGCCGUUUCACGCGACGAUUUACGAUGGUCAUGACACAGAUCUUCUCCUUGGGGAUAUGCGUCGUAGCCGCAGGCCAUUGUCUACCAGCAAUCCUUGACAUUAUAGUGCCAUUGAACUCAUCCCGGCCGCGACAUUUUUACAUUUUGAUGGAAUAUUUCGUCGAUCAAGAGAGAUAUUUCCUACCGAUUCUUUUGCACGUCAUCGUGUCUUUGUCAGUAGGAUCUAUAAUAAUAUUAUCCGUUGGGACAAUGAUCAUGGCUUACAUGCAACAUGCGUGUGCAAUGCUGAAAAUCGCGAGCUUUCGUAUUGGAAACGCGGUACCGGAUUCUGCGCAAACGUCAUUUUCCCGUAAUGAUGUAAUUUGCGAGAGAAUUAUCAGCGGAGUGCAAAUUCAUCGAAAGGCCAUAGAGUUUAUCGAUUUGAUCUUAUCUAAUUUCAAAGUGCCCUUUUUCUUUGUAAUGUCCGCGGGAGUGGCUUCGAUAGCGUUUAGUAUUUUACAGGUUUUUGUUGCGUUGUUGGAAAAGGAUAUGAACGAGAUAAUAAUAACUAUUAUAUUUGUUAUUGUACAAUUCUUCUAUAUGUACAUAGGAAAUUAUGCCGGGCAAUUAGUUGCAGAUCAUUACAUCGAAGUAUUUGAUGUAGCGUACUGCUCGUACUGGUAUGUGGCACCGUUGCGCGCGCAGAAAUUCUUAUUGUUCAUAAUGCAGAGAACCACGAAAAACUUUUACUUCGUUUUCGGAGGGAUAUUCAUGGUGUCACUCAAAGGCUUCUCCACGCUCGCAAGCAUGUCGAUAUCUUAUUUCACUGUUAUAUAUUCGUUCGUCUAUACGAGAUGAUUGAUCUGUCACUGAAAUUUGAUGUCCGUAAAAUCGUACGAGCGAUUUCGAUGUUAUUGAUAUAUCUUAGAUUUCAAAUAAUUUGUCUUUAUUGUAUAAUUAUUUCACACGUAAGUAAUUCUUAUUCUUUUCCUUAAUACUCUCCUAUAUGUAUUGUUUGAAAAAUCAUAUUAUGUAUAAUACUUAUAUAUUAAUA
This is a messenger RNA of Harpegnathos saltator (Jerdon's jumping ant), 2448 nucleotides long. RefSeq lists its product as uncharacterized. The transcript has 9 exons. The coding region runs from base 954 to 2252 and encodes 432 amino acids. Lineage: Eukaryota; Metazoa; Arthropoda; Insecta; Hymenoptera; Formicidae. The record is from RefSeq and is a predicted model, not a curated record. Gene Ontology annotation, cellular component: plasma membrane. Gene Ontology annotation, biological process: sensory perception of smell; detection of chemical stimulus involved in sensory perception of smell. Gene Ontology annotation, molecular function: olfactory receptor activity; odorant binding.